GCUGGAUAGUUGGAGGGGGAAGAGGUCUGCUGCAGUCUAAGGCAGAAGCAGAUUGUCUUUGGUGAACAGGGAAGGAGAAGCUGGAUAGUUGGAGGAGAAGAGGACCAGACCAAAAGAUUACCUGCUUUUACUUAUUAUGUUUCUAGAGGAUGUAAGAUAACGACAGAAGACAGAGGGAUCUGAACAGAAGACAGGGGGAUCUGAGCAGAAGACCUGAACAGAAGACAGGGGGAUCUGAGCAGAAGACCUGAACAGAAGACAGAGGGAUCUGAACAGAAGACCUGAACAGAAGACAGGGGGAUCUGAACAGAAGACAGAGGGAUCUGAACAGAAGACCUGAACAGAAGACAGGGGAUCUGACCAGAAGACCUGAACAGAAGACAGGGGGAUCUGAACAGAAGACAGGGGGAUCUGAACAGAAGACAGAGGGAUCUGAACAGAAGACAGGGGGAUCUGAACAGAAAACAGAGGGAUCUGAACAGAGAAGUAGAAUAUAAGACUGGUGAAUAAUAGAGCUCAACUCUUUUUGAAGCAUUGCCUUUUUUCCCAGUACUUUUAGAAUGUGUUGCAAAAAGUACUGGUAAAAAACUCACUGCAUGACUCACUGCAUGACGAAAUGCUUUUUCUGGUUACUUUUUCCAUGCUGAUGUUUCUUCCCCACAAAAUAUUUUAGAGCUCUGGCAUGUGGUAUCCCCAUUAAAACCCUUCAACGUUUGGAGGAUCUAUCAAAGAUUAUAAAUACUCAAACUUCCAUCAACUGUUACAGCGGCUACAAAAAGAGGUUUUAAUUUGAGAUGCCCUUUUCUUAUUUGUCAAGUUAUUGUCCUUUGGAGCAGAGGCAGGGUGUGUUUCAUCAGGUGUCUAGAUGUAUUAUUUCCCAUCAACACUGAAUGGCCAUAUUGUGUUGGACUAACACAGCAUUACCUGGAUUGGAGACAAAUUAAAGUACAUGAAGGAAAAAGUACACGAGGAACAUGGACUCAGAAAAGGAAGAUAAUGCAAACAGCAACUGUCUUGUCCAACCAGAAGACAUCAUUUCAGAGUCUCAUUUGGGUAUAUAUGGUGAGUCAACAGACCAAUCAGAUGACUGCAUUUCAGAAAGGCUGUUCCACUUACAAGGAUAUAGUGGGUCAACUGACCCUGUUGAACAGAGAGUGAUGAUAGACAAACAUAGGAACAGUUUGUCAUCAGAGGACUGCAGUAUGGAGGAGCCUAUAGACACACAGAAUACCACAGACAGAGCCAAUCAGGACAUGACAACUGACUGUCCCAGUACAGACAAGUUGGAAUCAACAGAUCAGUAUAAUCAGUGUGUGUCAACAAACAACCGUCAUCAAGAUAGGGUCGCAAACAAUCAUGAUAAAGACAAAGUCAAGGAGAUGAAGCACACAGAGGUGUCGACAGACAACUACAACAGGCUGGCCUGGUUAACAGACAGUGAAACCAAUCCAAGAGCCAGAAGUUAUCAGGAAAUAUUUACAUAUGAUAACCACAGCCAAGACUCACCUGCUGACAGCAAAGACUUACCUGCUGCUGAUGUUGUAGCCAGAGACCUUGCUAACUCCUCUGCAGUAAUGGCUGGGGAACCUGCUACUAGUACACCACUACCUUCAAACACCAGAAAACUGGUGAUAACCAUGACCAGGACUGAGCCUAUAUCUGAUGACCGGCAGCAUACAGGCUCUGAAACUGAGAGCCUGUUAGAGGCUGGAGAGGCUGAAACUGAGAGACUGUUAGAAGCUGGAGAUCCUGAAACUGAGAGUCUGUUAGAGACUGGAGAGGCUGAAACUGAGAGCUUGUUAAAGGCUGGAGAAGCUGAAACUGAGAGCUUGUUAAAGGCUGGAGAGGCUGAAACUGAGAGCUUGUUAAAGGCUGGAGAGGCUGAAACUGAGAGCUUGUUAAAGGCUGGAGAGGCUGAAACUGAGAGCUUGUUAAAGGCUGGAGAGGCUGAAACUGAGAGCCUGUUAAAGGAUGGAGAGGCUGAAACUGAGAGCCUGUUAAAGGCUGGAGAGGCUGAAACUGAGAGCUUGUUAAAGGCUGGAGAGGCUGAAACUGAGAGCUUGUUAAAGGCUGGAGAGGCUGAAACUGAGAGCCUGUUAAAGGCUGGAGAGGCUGAAACUGAGAGGCUGUUAGAGUCUGGAGAGGCUGAAACUGAGAGGCUGUUAAAGGCUGGGGAGACUGAUAACCCACUGGUUGAGGAACUUCCUCACACAUCUGCUCCUGUGUCUGAGAUCACAGCCCAUUCUACAGCCCAGUCCUCUCAGCCCUGUAGUACCCAGGAUGGAGCCCCAACCCCAGCACCAGCCAGUCCUCAGGAUGUAGCCCCAACCCCAGCACCAGCCAGUCCCCAGGAUGGAGCCCCAACCCCAGCACCAGCCAGUCCCCAGGAUGGAGUCCCAACCCCAGCACCAGCCAGUCCCCAGGAUGGAGCCCCAACCCCAGCACCAGCCAGUCCCCAGGAUGGAGUCCCAACCCCAGCACCAGCCAGUCCCCAGGAUGGAGCCCCAACCCAAGCACCAGCCAGUACCCAGGAUGGAGCCCCAACCCCAGCACCAGCCAGUCCCCAGGAUGGAGCCCCAACCCCAGCACCAGCCAGUCCCCAAGAUGGGCUCCUAGCCUUAACCCCAGGUCCAACCAGUGGCCCUCCCUCUGGCACCACCUCCACCAGAACCACCUUCUCCCCCGGUUCCCCAGUGGACAAGCCCCUUCAAUUCCCUGCCUUGUUCAGUGGUCUGAGGAUCCCAAAGAAAGGGGCGACAGGGCCGGAUCAGGACAUAGUGGGUAAGAUCAAAACACCAGCCCCAGCAGGCCUGAGUGUGGACAAGCUUGUGAGGAGAAAGCUGAAGACAGUUCGCAGGAGGCAGGAGAGCUUCUUGGACCAGCUCUCCCAGUUCCUGAACCUGGAGAAGGAUGUCAAUAGUAAGACAGAGGAGUCUACAGGAGAGGACAGGAGGGAGAUUACAGGAAAGGAGAGGAAGGAGUCUACAGAAGAGGAGAGGAGGGAGUCUAUAGGAGAGGAGAGGCAGGAGUCUACAGAAGAGGAGAGGAGGGAGUCUUCAGGAGAGGACAGGAGGGAGUCAGAGCCCUCAGACGAGACCAAAGGAGUCAGAGUUGAACCUGAAGAUGGGAUGGAGGAGAAGGAGAAGACAGAACAGGAAGAGGGAGGAGAACGGCAGAAAACAGGAGAGGAGAAAAAGACCGACCAGGACACAGAGAAAGAGAAGACUGAAGUUCUGUCUGUGAUAGAGCCUCCGGAAUCUUCAGAACCUUCACAUUCUCUCGAACUCUCAGAACCUUUAGAACCUCAGAAGCCUCCUCCCACCAGUGCGGAGGUGGCGUUCGAUGCCUUCAAGGCCUUCUUCAUCCCCAGGCCCCUGAGGAGAGAGGGAGACAGGGGGGACCAGGAGGCAAAGAGGAAGGCCUGGAUCUUUGAGAGAACCUCCAAGACUCCUGAAAAGAAAAACCUCACUGACUCAAAAUUGGAGACAUCGAUCUCAGGUGAUGGAGAGGACCGGUCCACCCCAGGCCGUCUGCAGGCCAUCUGGCCCCCGACUAAGGAGGAGAAGGUUGGACUGAAAUACACAGAAGCAGAACACCAGGCAGCCCUCCUGCAGCUGAAGAGAGAAUGCAACGAGGAGGUGAAGAAGAUACAGGAGGACUAUGGGAAGCAGCUGUGCCAGCUGAGAGGGGACAACGAAGAGUGUGUAUCCCAUCUGGAGGUCACCUUGGCCAGGCUACAAAGUGACUUGGCCCUGGGUGCCCACCACUGCCGUGGAGACCUCCGAGACGUGGCCGUAUCCACGGGAGAUGACCUCUCAUCCCGGGCCUUCCGCACUGUGUGCGUCCAGACGGACCCCAUGACCUUCCCCCAACCCCCCCUCAACUUGCCUAAGAGACUGGACCUGGUUUCUAUCAGUCUAAAUCUGUCUGGACAGGCUACAUCUCCCUCUUCUUCCCCCGUUCAUCUCCCUCCACCUCCUGCUCCUCCACUCCCACUAUCCGAACCACCUGCACCUCAUGAAGGCUUAUUAUCAGGCAACCUAGCCCCACCUCCCCCUCCUCUUCCUCCUCCUCCUCCUCCUCUUCCUUUCCUUCCUGCUCUAACCCAGACCCAGGGACUCGACGGGCCCCCUCCAUCUCUUCCACCCCCUCCAUCAGGGUCCGCCCCUCCACCUCCACCCCCUCCACCAGGCUGUGGCCCCCCACCACCUCCCCCUCCAGGGUGUCUGACCUUCAGUACCAUGUUGGAUAAACCGCCCAGGAAGCCGGCUGUGCAACCAGCCUGCCCCAUGAAACCUCUCUACUGGACCAGGAUACAGACACAGGACAACAAUAAAAACACACUGUGGAACUCUCUUGAGGAACCAGACAUCAUCAACACCACAGAGUUUGAAGACCUGUUCUCCAAGACCACCAUACAGACCAAGAGAAAACCUCUGGCAGAGGCCUAUGAGAAGAAAGCCAAGGCCAAGAAGAUCAUGAAGCUGCUGGAUGGGAAGCGUUCGCAGGCCGUAGGGAUACUCAUCUCUAGUCUGCACCUGGCGAUGAAGGACAUACAGGAAGCUGUGCUGAAUGUGGACAACUCCGUAGUGGACGUGGAAACCAUCCAGGCUUUAUACGAAAACAGAGCCCAGCCUGAUGAGCUGCAGCGGAUAAAGAAACACUACCAAACUUCCGAGGAGGAGCAGGUCAAGCUGCUAGACAAACCUGAACAGUUCCUGUUUGAGUUAUCUCAGAUACCAGACUUCCCAGACAGGGCUUCAUGUAUCAUCUUCCAGUCUGUCUUCAUAGACGCCAUCGACUCCAUUCAGCACAAGUUGGACAUUGUCUCUCGUGUCUGCAAGAUUCUGAUGGACACCUGCAGUGUGAGGGAGGUGAUGGGUCUGAUUCUAGCCCUGGGGAACCACAUGAACGGGGGCAACAGGACCAGAGGACAGGCAGACGGCUUCGGACUGGAGAUACUGCCCAAACUAAAGGACGUCAAGAGCAGGGACAAUCGUAUCAGUCUGGUUGACUAUGUGACAUCGUACUAUCUCCGCAACCUGGACGAGAACGCUGGAACAGAGAGAAGUGUAUUCCCUCUCCCUGAGCCUCAGGAUGUGUUCCUGGCUGCCCAGGUCAAGUUUGAAGACAUCACCAAGGACCUGAGACAGCUGAGACGAGAUCUGACAGGUCAGAGGUCAUUCAUGCCUAAUCACAACACUGUGACGUCAGCAACACAAACAGAUAUGCAGGCAGGCAUGCAGGCAGGCAAGUAGGCAGGCAGAGACAUGCAGGC
Oncorhynchus kisutch (coho salmon) is the source of this 5278-nucleotide messenger RNA. RefSeq names its product formin-like. Gene Ontology annotation, biological process: cortical actin cytoskeleton organization; actin nucleation. The transcript is spliced from 12 exons. Bases 975 to 5258 code for a protein of 1427 amino acids. Gene Ontology annotation, cellular component: cytoskeleton; cytoplasm; actin filament. Gene Ontology annotation, molecular function: actin filament binding; microtubule binding. The record is from RefSeq and is a predicted model, not a curated record. Lineage: Eukaryota; Metazoa; Chordata; Actinopteri; Salmoniformes; Salmonidae.